UAAACUGUAUCCCUUCUAGCCAAAUUCCAGUGACACUGACGUAAGACCCUAAAAGCAAAAUGGCAGCCAGCAGUGGAAAAUCGGUUCUGUUCGUGUGUUUGGGGAACAUUUGCAGGUCCCCCAUCGCCGAAGCAGUCUUCAGGAAAAUGGCGACAGAUGCUGGUGUUGUUGACAAGUGGGUCAUAGACAGUGGUGCCACGACUGACUGGAACACAGGCAGCUCCCCGGACGCCCGUGGUCUGGCCUGCCUGAGGACACAUGGCAUUGAGACAAAACACAGGGCCCGACAGGUGACAAAGGAGGAUUUUAUGACUUUUGACUACAUUCUGUGCAUGGAUGAGAGCAAUUUGAGUGACCUGAAAAAGAAGGCGAACUCUGUGAAAAACAGCAAAGCCAAGAUCGAGCUGCUGGGCUCGUACGACCCAGAGAAACAACUGAUCAUCAAAGACCCUUACUACGGGCAUGAGGAAGACUUUGAAAAUGUGUACGAACAAUGUGUGAGAUGCUGCAAAGUGUUUUUGGAAAACAACUCGUAACAAGACCCGAGAUCUGACCGGUGAACAUCUACCCAAAUACUAGCUGGAUUGUAAAGAAAUGGUCCUCACUUAUCGCCCAUAGUUGUGCAGUUACAAUACACAUCUGCCAGGUCACACUAACAGUAGAUCCCAUCAAUAUGGUGUAGCAAUCAGUUGAUCGUCACAUAAUCUACAAUAUGUCUUAACUGUAAAACAAACUGUUUACUGUACUGUGUCCUAAAUAAAAUGCUUUUUUGAGGAA
Molecule: messenger RNA, 777 nt
Organism: Coregonus clupeaformis (lake whitefish)
Lineage: Eukaryota; Metazoa; Chordata; Actinopteri; Salmoniformes; Salmonidae
Gene: acp1
Product: acid phosphatase 1
Exons: 6
Coding region: 60-536 (158 amino acids)
Biological process (GO): protein dephosphorylation
Cellular component (GO): cytoplasm
Molecular function (GO): acid phosphatase activity; non-membrane spanning protein tyrosine phosphatase activity
Source: RefSeq, a predicted model, not a curated record